Messenger RNA from Priapulus caudatus, 3211 nucleotides. RefSeq names its product serine/threonine-protein kinase 17A-like. Gene Ontology annotation, biological process: protein phosphorylation; positive regulation of apoptotic process; intracellular signal transduction. The coding region runs from base 97 to 1092 and encodes 331 amino acids. Lineage: Eukaryota; Metazoa; Priapulida; Priapulimorpha; Priapulimorphida; Priapulidae. Gene Ontology annotation, cellular component: nucleus. Gene Ontology annotation, molecular function: protein serine/threonine kinase activity; ATP binding. The transcript is spliced from 8 exons. The record is from RefSeq and is a predicted model, not a curated record.
UUUGUUUGAAUGGUUCUCGGCUGUGUUGCUAGCUGUGUGGCAUAUUCAACGCAAACCUCAGCUGACGAAGGGGAUACCUAACACGCGACUACCACUAUGCAUGUCGACAUGAUCGGGAACAGAUUCGCUAUUCAGACUGCUCCCAUCACUAACACGUACAGUGUUGAAGGUGCCAUUGCAAGGGGCAAGUUUGGCACGGUGAAGAAGAUCCGUCACCGCACCACGGGCAUCGUCUACGCGGCGAAGUUCAUUCGCAAGCGUCGACGAGGGGAGGACUGUCGCGCCGGCAUUCUGCAUGAGAUUGCCGUUCACGAGAUCGCGCACGACCACGCGCGCCUCAUCACGCUACACGACGUCUACGAGACGCACCACGAGAUCAUACUGGUGCUCGAAUAUGCGGCAGGAGGAGAGCUGUUCAGUCACUUUCUGGAGGAGGAGGCCUUCAAUGAGAAACAUGUCAUCCGGUUCAUGCGACAGCUGCUAGAGGGCCUCGUCUUUCUCCACGACAGAAGUAUCGUCCACCUCGAUAUAAAGCCUCAGAACAUCUUGUUCACAUCGGAGUACCCGCAUGGCGACAUCAAGCUGUGUGACUUCGGCCUGUGUCGGCUGGUCGACGCCAGUAAAGAGUUCCGUGAGAUAGUCGGCACGCCAGACUUUGUCGCGCCGGAAAUUCUGAGCUACGAGCCUAUCACCACGCAGACGGACAUGUGGAGCAUUGGUGUGUUGGCGUACCAGAUGUUGACAGGCUGCUCGCCGUUUGGUGGUGCCACCAAGCAGGAAACGUUUCUCAAUAUAUCUCAGGUGAACCUUGAAUUUCCUGAGGAACUCUUCAUGGACGUGACAGAGCAGGCGCGAGAUUUCAUCUGCUCUCUGCUAGUAGUGGAUCCCAGCGAACGAAUGACGGCACUGGAAUGCUUGAUGCAUCCUUGGUUGUGGCGCGAGCCACCACUGCGAGUCUCCGUGACAGAGUCACACCUGAUCGUGCCGUCACCGCGAUGCUACCGCCGGCCGCACCCAAUCUACGACGACGACGACAUCGAUGAUGAAGCCAUUCAGCCGAAACGCUCCAAGCUGGACGAGCUCGCGUUCUAGCGCGGCGCCACCUACGGGCCGGACGAAGACUCAGGAACUCCCGUUGCCGCGUGGACGAUUAGAAGUUGUGCUUGCCCUGACGAUCCGUCUGCCGACAUUGCCGUGGCAACUUAAGGACAGUUGCUCGCGUUGCCAUGGUGACCGGUAGAUGGUUAUCCGUGUUGUUAGUAAAUGUAUUAAAGCUAGGUUAACAAGAAUGCGCGUUUGCAUCGAAAGAGAGAUGCAUCGGGAGUUCUGCAGAUUUAAGCAAUCAGUACCAGCCAAUGAUUUACCCUAAUAACAGUAUUUGGAGUGUAAUAAACAGAUAUUUUUUUCGUAGUGAGAGUGUAUGCUUGUGCCGAUAUAACUUCCACAGUAAAACGAGGAAGACUUGUUUGGCUAAUGUUAAGAGGAUAAGUGAAGCGAUUUUUAAAGCAAUGGUUAUGCAUUUUGAUAAAAAGCUUCGAUGUGCACUUACAUUUGAGUAAUAUAAUGAGGCAAUGAGGCGCAACGUUCGAACUCAGCUUCCAAUGAGACAUGCAUCACUUCACAAGUGACACACAUUGCACGCAGCAAGAAUUAACAGUCAUAUAGCUACCCAGGUCAAAGAAAACGCAUAGCCGCGCCGCUAAUAGAAAUAAAGCGAGUGCGCGUGCAGUAGUAGUGUCUUCCACCGUGUGAUUAGCGCUAAUGGCGAAACCUACCGUGCUUCGGAGCGGGGUUGGGGGGAAGUCGAUUUAGUGGGGUGGGGAGUUCUUGCCUUUUAUUGCGAUACAAUGUCUAUCUACUCGGAUUGUGAUUCUACGCAGACGCUGACGCUAAGCUAUCGCUGAGACUUCUCCGAACACGGUUUUCGUAUUAACGACGAAAUCCUAUCCCUGGCUAUAAUAGCAUCAUGGUAGAACCAUGCAUAAUCGCAUUCUGCUUACGUAAUUAAUUUAUAUGCGUGUGACAUAGUAGUGGAAUAAUGACGCCAUGAGUACCUAAGAACCUGCGAUGAAUUCUUAAGCACUCCUGACGAUGCGGCCAAUAAACGCAUCUCCGCGCAUGCGUGAUUGUGACGGCUUGUAACGAUGAUGACGAUGACGGUGACGAUGAUGAUGAUGAUUACCGUUAAUCAUAUUCUUGUAAAUACUGACAUUGAUUAUCUUUACAGCGAUGUGUAUAUAGUAAAUAGUCUAUAUAUAGCAGUAGUCGUGACGUUAGACAAUCUCUCGUAACCAAGAGAGCUAGAGAGAGAGAGAGAGAUGACGAGCGAACACUAUCUAUGCUUCGUCCUACGAACGUGCGAAACAGGUGAUGAAUCUGUGCUGAUUAAAUUGUGAAGCCAUCGGCUGUUCUUUGCGUGUUGAAUCAUUACAGGUCCGUGGACCUCACGCACGGCUAGCUUGAUAACAUAUUUCUAGGAAAUGGCUCCGUUUGCAGAGAUUUGGGAGUCGUGUGUAAUGUUCGAUGGUUUGCGUGCUUAAUUCGCUGCUUCACUGUACAUUUACUCGGUUCCUCGAAAAAUGGUCUGAUUUAGUGCCCUGGCGGAGACUGCGGGACCCAGUAACGUAUGCUUAAAUAUGUACUGCACGCUGGCAAGGUCGGGUAGCAAUGAGUUCUUGCCCUUCUUGCUUUCUCUCACAUGUCCUUGCACAAUCAAGGGUCCUGAUACUGGUGACGCGCACGCCAGAUGGCAGCAGGAGCGUAGCUAACCCAUUUUGACUAGAGGCAAAGCCACGCGCGUCUUAUCUUCUGGGCAGUUGACCAUUGGCGGUUGACCAUGGGCGGUUGACUGUUGGCCAUGUAAUAGUAUCCACAUUAGUGUGCGGACGACUGCCCCUGCCCCUCCCCCUGCCGCUAGCUAGGACCCUAGCUGGCCAUUCCAUGUGCCGAACGCUGUCGUGUUUUCUUGAUCGUUGUUGUAAGUUACGACUGUUUGUGCAUAUUAACGCUUUGCUUUUCCUAAUUUGGUGCGUAAUCAUCGCGGUACAGCUAUUUUUUGUUCAUUUUCACAGAGUUUAUGCGUGCUAGUGCGUAGGCGAGUAACGUUAUACGAGUAUUUAGCGCAUGCCUCUAAUUAUUAUUUGUGCUAUAUAUGUAUUUAUACUUCCCUAAUGAACGAAUGUCAAACAAUAAAUCUAUGCUGUUUUUCGUA